Molecule: messenger RNA, 2296 nt
Organism: Moneuplotes crassus
Lineage: Eukaryota; Ciliophora; Spirotrichea; Euplotida; Euplotidae
Source: the annotation of a GenBank genome assembly
AUGAACGAAAGGUCAAUAAAAGUCAGGGAGGAUGACUACAAGCGAGACAUGUACGAAAGCCUCAAGAACAACGGUAUCCUCGGAACUAUCAAAGCAAACACAAGGUCAAAGAUCAUUGAUCAACUUAGAGAGAAAGCUAAGAGAUCUGGAAGUGAGGCUGCCACAAUGAAGGCCAAACUUGAUGCCAAAAGCAACAACCUUGUAUUUAAACUUUGUAUAAGCAUGAUCAAUGAUUUUCUAAAGAAAAAUGAUAUGGCUUACUCAAUUAGUGUUUUAAUACAAGAAUCUGGAAUCGGAACACAAACAUUAACCAAAACUGAGCUUGAAGACAUACUUAAAUUAAAGGCGGAAGGACUUAUUGGAGAAGAUGAUGAAGCUACUCCUCUUGAGAAGAUAAAUACCCCAAUACUCACAGACAUUGUUGAGGCUAUGAGAAGAGGUCAUUCGAUAAGGCCAAAUCAAGUAACCUGCUCAGUUCAAACUGAUGAAGGAGAAGAAGGCCUUACACUUGAUCAGAAGCUUAAAUAAACUAGAUAUGAAAUAUAUGGAGGCAAGUGCGGCUGAAAAGGUUAUGCCUUACAAAGUUCUCGAAGAAAGAAUGAUCAAAUAUAAAAGAGAAUGUGACGAAAGAGUUACUAAAGAAGUCCAAGCAGCUGUGGCCAAAGUCAGAGAGAUCGAAAUCUCUCAUGUCAGGCUUGAAGAAGCAGCUGCUUACAGAACCAAGCUUGCUGAGUACAGUAAUGAACUUGAUUCUGUUCACAAGAGUAAAAUAAAAGAGCUCAGGCAAAGAGAGUCUGAGGUUAUCGAAAGAUGCAAAAUCAAAGAGAGAGAAGUUGAAGCUGCUGCCUUUGAACACAGACAACAAGUUCUUAAAGAUCUUGAAAUCCUUCGUGUCAAGGAAAUUGAAAGCAAAAAGACUGUAGAAAUGGAACUUAUGAUGAUCAAAAAUGAGAGGGAAAAGCUCUUCCAAAAAGAAAAGGAGGCAGAUUUAAAAUUAAAAGAUUUAAAUCUACUCAAAGUAGCAUUAGAGAAGAAGACUUCAAGUGAAAUCGAAGAAUUUAGAAGGAGGUAUGAAGGUGAAAGAGAUGAUGAGAAGAGAGACCUUCACAUCAGAAAGAUGCAGCUUGAAGAAGAUGAGCAUAGAUUCAAUCUUAACAAGGAUAAAUACCUUGUCACUGAAAAAGACAAGAGACAACUUGAGUUAGAAAAUUCAAACCUCAAAGAAAAGUUAGAGAAAAUCUCAAUGGAACAUGAGAGGAUGUCGAGAGACUAUAAUGACAUCAAAGAUCAGUUAAAGGUACUCAGCAACAAUGGGCUAAGAGAUAAUGAGAUUAUUACAUCAAAGACUGCUCAAGCAGAGACUUAUGAAAAUGAAUCAAAAACUCUUCGAGAACUACUUCAAGCUCAGAAAGACCAAAUGAAGAGUGAAAAAGAAACUAAUGACGAAAUAAUCUCAAAUUUGAGACAACAACUGAAAGAGCAAAAGGACAUUAAUAGACAGAUCAAGGAUCAAUUGAUCUCGGAAUCAGAGAGGCAAAUGGAGAACUAUAAAAAUAUCCAUAGGGCUGAAAAAGAAAAACUAAAUAGUGAGAUCAACAGCCUAAAUAGAAAGGUAGAAUGCGAGCAACAUCUGACAAAGGAGUUGACCAUUGUUAAUGAUAAGUUAGUCAAGAACAAGAAUCUGGGAAGUGCUUAUGAUGGAGCUGACACCUACUUUAGAGGAGAUUCUGUAAAUGUUGGAGUCAGGCAAGCUGAUUUCUUGACAACUAAUGGAAUUCCUCUUAUCACGAAUAUUAGAGACCCCAAUCUUGGUACUGAAUACAUGGAACGCCAAAGAGUUUGGAAUGAUCUAAAUGAUGCUAGUCGGGAUGUCAAGCGUGACAUUAACAAAAUAGGCAUGGUUCCUAUCGCUGAAAGAGUAAUCCAGCCCUACUAUGACAUCGAAAAAGACGAUACCCCUUUAUCAGAUGAUGAGCCUGCUAAGAAAGAGUCUCCUCACCGCUUCGACUCAUUUGCACCUGUGUCAACCCCCUCAAACUCUAAAGAAGAGUAUAAAUCUGAAGAAGACCCUGUCAAGAGACAGCUUGCUAUGGCAGAAGAAGAACAAGAGAGAGCCCAAAGAGAAAAACAGAUCAGAGAGCAAGAGAAAGAGAACAAAGAGAUAGAGAACGGAAGAAGAGACCAGGAGAGAAGAGAUCAAGAGAGAAGAGAUAGAGAAAAGAGAGAAAGAAAGGAUAAAGAGAAAAAUUUCCUCCAAUAUUAUGAACCCCUUCUCAAAAAUUGGAGGAGGAGGUAA